GCGCCUUUCAGGAGGAAUAAACUUUUCUUAUCCUAAUGAAAUAAAACAAAGUUCGUCUACCUACGCUUCUCCGAUUCCGACUCCAGUGGUUCGGAUCAUGGCCGAUGAUGAGUCUCGAACCAUCCUCCUGGAGAAGAACGAAGAUUGCCCUGGCUGCAUCAUCGAUCGAACUAAGCAACACCAGCAAGGCGUCCCUUACUUGCACCUCUCCUUCAUCUGGCUCGUCUCACUCUGCACUGCUCUCCCAAUCUCUUCUCUGUUUCCAUAUCUUUAUUUCAUGAUCAAAGACUUUGGUAUUGCUAAACAAGAAGAAGAUAUUGGUUUCUAUGCUGGUUUUGUUGGAUCAUCAUUCAUGAUUGGAAGAGCUUUGACAUCUAUUGUCUGGGGCAAAUUAGCUGAUCGAUAUGGUCGCAAACCUAUUAUUCUUAUUGGGACUUUCUCAGUGAUCAUAUUCAAUACCCUCUUUGGUCUAAGCACAAGUUUCUGGCUUGCUAUUUCCUUUAGAUUUCUUCUUGGCUGCUUCAAUUGUCUACUUGGAGUUAUAAGGGCAUAUGCUUCAGAAGUUGUCAGUGAAGAGUACAACGCUCUUAGUCUUUCUGUUGUAAGUACAUCGAGAGGUAUAGGAUUGAUACUAGGUCCUGCUAUUGGAGGUUAUCUUGCUCAGCCUGCAGAGAAAUACCCAACUAUAUUUUCCCAGAGUUCAGUUUUUGGAAGGUUGCCAUAUUUUCUACCGAGCUUAGUUAUAUCAGUCUAUGCUACUGGGGUUUUCAUCGCUUGCUGGUGGCUUCCUGAAACACUACAUACGCGUUGUAGAAUUGCACAGGGGAGACUUAAUCCAACUGAGCUAAACGAUGACGAAAGCAGAGGAGGAGGAGGACUUGAUGACCAGAACAUAAUUAGUAAGCCAAGUCUUCUGAGGAAUCUUCCAUUGAUGGCUAUCAUCAUCGUGUAUUGUGUUUUUUCCCUCCAAGAGAUAGCUUACUCAGAGAUAUUCUCACUCUGGGCCGUCAGUGACAGAAGCUAUGGAGGAUUGAGCUUCUCAUCCCAAGAUGUAGGCCAAGUUUUAGCUAUAUCAGGACUUGGGCUUCUGGUAUUCCAACUUUUGGUAUACCCACCGUUAGCUAAGGCCCUCAGACUCCUUGUGAUUAUACGUCUUUCUGCGGUAUUGUUGAUACCGCUACUUUCUUGUUACCCCUAUAUAGCUUUGCUUUCUGGGGUGACCCUUCAUAUGGUGAUAAAUUGUGCAUCCAUAAUAAAAAACGCUUUGUCUAUCUCUCUUGUCACAGGACUGUUUAUCAUGCUAAACAAGGCUGUGCCUCAGAAUCAGAGAGGUGCUGCUAAUGGCAUUUCUAUGACCGCAAUGUCUGUUUUUAAAUCAUUUGGUCCUGCUGGUGGAGGUGCCUUAUUCUCAUGGGCGCAAAAGAGACAAGACGCGACUUUCCUUCCAGGUGAUGAGAUGGUGUUCUUGGUGUUGAACUUGGUACAGCUCGUAGGAUUAAUUCUAACGUUCAUACCUUACAUAUCUCAAAUCCACUAAGAGAUUCGUUACUCUUCACCCUUAUAGCGAGGAAUAAAUGGGAAAAUUCAUUACAAACUAUUGUGCUUCUCUAUGAUUCGGCACCAAAAGAAUGACUAAUAAUGUAACUAACUUUCAUAUGUAGUAUUAUUCAUUACAAAUUAUGUGUUUCCGAAUGAUGGUCUUGGCAAAAACUUGUCCAAAUUCAAGUACGUAGUCCUCUUAUCUACAUCAUUUUUUUCCGAUCA
Messenger RNA from Camelina sativa (false flax), 1764 nucleotides. Its product is annotated as putative peptide/nitrate transporter At3g43790. Gene Ontology annotation, molecular function: transmembrane transporter activity. Gene Ontology annotation, biological process: transmembrane transport. Lineage: Eukaryota; Viridiplantae; Streptophyta; Magnoliopsida; Brassicales; Brassicaceae. The record is from RefSeq and is a predicted model, not a curated record.